Quercus robur (English oak) is the source of this 1944-nucleotide messenger RNA. Its product is annotated as ferredoxin, root R-B2. The transcript is spliced from 2 exons. Gene Ontology annotation, molecular function: electron transfer activity; 2 iron, 2 sulfur cluster binding. The coding region runs from base 1305 to 1769 and encodes 154 amino acids. The record is from RefSeq and is a predicted model, not a curated record. NCBI's taxonomy places the organism in Eukaryota, Viridiplantae, Streptophyta, Magnoliopsida, Fagales, Fagaceae. Gene Ontology annotation, biological process: electron transport chain. Gene Ontology annotation, cellular component: plastid.
UUUCAACUUUGUUAUAUUGAAAUUAAAAUACGAUAAAACAUUGAUGACUCUACUCUCCGUUUUUGUUGUUCUGAGAUUUUCAUGAGAUCGGGUUUCAGGGCGAGGUCCGGUCGUGUUUGGUUCAGCUUAUAAUCCAAAUGACUAGGAUAACAUGUUUUCCCACUUCUUCUUGAAUAUGUCCUUUUUUUUGUUUGAGAUUUAGAUUUAUCCCUUUAUUUAUAUUUACGGAAUCAUGAAAAUCCCAUGAUUUAGAUUUUUUUUUUUUUUGCUUUCAUUUCUGGGAGACCAACUAUAUUAAACAGACCCAUUUCACCACUGAAUCUAAAGUUUGGAACUUGGACACUUAAUUGUUAUGCUGAUGAUAGACUCAACUAUAGUAUUGGGGUUUGGUGGUGUCAACUGUCAACUAUAGUAUUAAAUUUCCGCUAUAUUUAUUGACAUAGUAUUUUGUUUUUGUUUUGAGUUGUGCUUCAGUCACAUUGAAAUCUAUGGUCUUUACUCCUUUGUCAUUUAUGAAGUACAGAGUGUGAGAUGGGCUAUUAGUUGGAAUUAAAGGCAAUGUAUUUGUACCUUUCACACAAACUUGCUUAUUGAUGGAAAUUCUAGUGGAACCAAGCUUAUGCUGGGCCAUCAUAUAGUCAAAACUGUGGAAAUGAAAAACUAUUGGUGUUCUAUAUGUUGCAUUUUACUGCAGGAUAGCCACCAGUGAAUCACUUUACCAAGAGGUUAACUUAUGGUUAGGUGCAGGUGGAGAUGUAUCAUCUGGGUCAUUUUUCUAUUGGAGUUUUUUGGACUUGGAAACUCCAUGCAAUUCUGUGUUGGGCCAACAUGGAGAAAUAUCAUAAAUUAGAAAUCUUGGAUGUUAUAUGCAAUGCACAGUACUAUGCUGUCUGUAUCAGUAAAUAUUCAAUUAAUCAUUGGUUACCUACGUUUUAUCUGUAUUUUUCCUGACAAAAAAAGGGUGCAUUUGGGUCUAUAUUGUGAGGGGACCUUGACUCAACAGACAGACUAGUUUCAGACUACACAUAGACUUUGAUUAAAUUAUAGAGUGAUACUAUUUCUAUUGCGCGGUUAUUAAAAUGGAGCCUCGAGUGAAGAGCAGAGAGCCUUUAGCUUGCAUCUUCUCAUAGUGCUCCAGACAUCAAUUGCCCUUUUGUUACAGAAUGGAUCUUUUAUUCCGUUAUUUGUAAACUUUUAUAAGAGGCAUACAAAAUCCAACCCCCUUAGCUGCAAGGAUGCUCAGCCAUCUGCCUUUUGGAAUGAUUGCAAAAACAUUCCUAGAUUGAAGGGUGAUAGGGGCCAACAUGUCAACCAUGACAUCUGUGAAACUUCCCUCCCAUUGCAUGUUCAGAAAUGCACCUCAGAACCGUUUCAACAGUGCUAUUAUCAAAUGCCCAUCCUCUCUUGGACCUGUAAAGAGUAUCUCCAAAGCAUUUGGCCUGAAAGCAUCCCCUUCUUUCAGAGUAUCUGCAAUGGCAGUAUACAAGAUCAAACUUGUAGGACCAGAUGGUGAAGAAAAUGAGUUUGAGGCCCCUGAUGAUGCUUACAUCCUAGAUUCAGCUGAGAAUGCAGGAGUUGAGCUGCCUUAUUCAUGCAGGGCUGGGGCUUGCUCUACCUGUGCUGGGAAGAUGGUGACAGGCUCAGUAGACCAAUCUGAUGGUUCAUUCCUUGAUGAAAAUCAAAUGAAGGAAGGUUUUGUGCUGACUUGUGUCGCGUACCCAACUGCAGACUGUGUGAUUCACACACACAAGGAAGGUGAUCUUUACUGAGUGGUUGUGAUUGUUAGAAUAGGUUUUUGGAAAUCUUAUUGUCUAAAAUGGUUAUGAUAACCGGAUGUUCAUGUAUCCCUUGGACCUCUGGAUCUUUGAGUGUUUGUCAUCUCUUUGUUGGAAUGCCAUUUAAUUUGAUUUUAGUAAUAAUAGCAUUGGAUACAUCAAUUUUUAA